Molecule: messenger RNA, 2412 nt
Organism: Eruca vesicaria subsp. sativa (arugula)
Lineage: Eukaryota; Viridiplantae; Streptophyta; Magnoliopsida; Brassicales; Brassicaceae
Source: the annotation of a GenBank genome assembly
GGUUCACCCUCUCUCUCUCUCUUUCUUAACCCUCUUAUCUCUCUAUCCUAUGAAUACACAGUUUGCAUAAGCAUACUCAGAGAAAGAAAAAAAUCCCAAGAACUCAAAACCAUGACUUCCCACAGAAGUAACCUCUCUAAUCAUUUCAUCUUCCAUCUUCUUCUCCUUCUUCUCCCCACCUUACUCCAAGCUCUUAACACCGAUGGUGUCAUUCUGCUCUCUUUCAAAUACACUAUCACCGGUGACCCUCUCUCUGUUCUACGAAACUGGAACUACGACGAUGAAACACCAUGCUCCUGGACAGGUGUUACCUGCACAGAGCUUGGGAAUCCAAACACUCCAGAUAUGUUUAGAGUCACAAGCUUGGUCCUCCCCAACAAACAGCUCCUUGGUUCUGUUUCCCCAACCUUGUUUUCAAUCCCAAAUCUAAGAAUCUUGGAUCUCUCCAACAACUUCUUCCAUGGUUCACUCCCGGAUUCAGUCUCCAACGCUACUCAGCUUCGUGUCCUGUCCCUUGGUAACAACAACGUUUCCGGUCAAUUACCUGAUAGUAUCACCAACGUGGCGACUCUCCAGCUCUUGAACCUCUCAGCCAACGCAUUCACAGGUAAAAUCCCUCAAGAUCUCUCACAACUCAAGAACCUGACGGUUCUUGAUCUCUCCUCAAAUCUUCUAGACGGAUCUCUCCCUCCUGAUUUCGAAGGAACAAGUCUCCAUUACCUCAACUUAUCACACAACCAAAUAUCCGGCGACAUUUCUCCGACAUUCGCUCAGAAAGUUCCAGCAAGCAUCGUUCUCGAUCUCUCCUUCAAUAAUCUCAUCGGACCAAUCCCAAGUACCCCACCUAUGCUUAACCAGAAGACAGAGUCUUUUUUAGGUAAUCUAGGCUUGUGUGGUCAGCCACUAAAGACCCCUUGUUCAAUCCCUUCCACACUUUCAGACCCACAAAACACUACUUCACCAGCAAUAGCAGUCAUGCCGAGAUCUUCUUCUUCACCAUCUCCAACAAACCCUUCACCAGAAUCACCAAACCAAGCAGCUACAAAAAGCAAACUAAAGCCAACAACAAUCGUGGGAAUCACCGUUGCAGAUAUAGCUGGUCUAGCUAUCAUAGCUAUGUUCAUACUCUACGUAUACCAGCUCAAGAAACGCAGAAGCUACCAAGAGUACAGCACUUUCAAAGUCUUGAAAGACUGCUUAGAGAAAAACGAUACCUUAUCCGUCAAGAAACAGAGCGUAUUCGCCGUGGAGGUCACGAAAUCUCCAGCUGCUAAACCGAGAUGGGGAUCCUCGUGCAUAACCGGAAGGUACGACGAGACAUCGUACGCUUCCUCGGAGAGUGACAUUGAGAACCAGCUAGUGAAACACAACGCUGAAACUCAACUAGUGACUGUCGACGGAGAGACAAAGCUGGAGCUCGAAACUCUACUAAAGGCGUCGGCCUACGUGUUGGGUACUAGCAGAGGGGGGAUUGUGUAUAAAGCGGUGCUGGAGAACGGCGUGGCUUUUGCGGUGCGGCGGAUAGGAGCGGAGAGUUGUACGGCUGUGAAGUUUAAGGAGUUUGAGAGAGAGGUUCAGGGUAUGGGUAAGCUUAGGCACCCGAAUCUCGUUAGGGUUAGGGGCUUCGUAUGGGGGAACGAAGAGAAGCUUCUCAUCUCCGACUAUGUCCCGAAUGGAAGCUUGCAUUGCUCCUCCAUCUACGCAAAAUCAGGUUCGUCUUCUACAUCCCCCCAAAACCCUCUCUCCUUUAAGGCACGGCUCAAGAUAGCAAGAGGCAUAGCUCGAGGAAUUGCCUACAUCCAUGACAAGAAGCAAGUGCAUGGCAACAUCAAGCCCAAUAACAUUCUCUUUGACUCUGAGUUUGAGCCAAUGAUUGCUGAUACGGGCCUUGACCGCUUAAUAACUCCAGCCCAUUCACUCGUUACUGUCCCAACAUCGAGCUCACAGCACCAUCCACCAGAAUGGUCUGCUAGCGAGAAACCAAACCCCAAACGGGACGUUUAUUCUUUUGGUGUUGUCUUUCUGGAGCUUCUCAUGGGUCGAGUUUUCUUGGUCGAUCGAGAUUUCGCUCGAGAUUCUGAAGUCGAUGAGAAAACUUGGUUCUUGAGGUUGGUCGAUGGGACUAUCAGCAGUGACGUGACUCACCACGAGGAUGAAGUGGUUGCAUGCUUUAGGCUAAGCUAUAGUUGUGUCUCUUCCUUGCCUCAGAAACGACCGUCCAUGAAGGAAAUUCUUCAAGUGCUAGAGAAAAUAUCUGUUUAGUAGUGUACUUAUUCGAUUUAGAAAAUAUCAUUUUGGUUCAUCUUUAAAUUUGUUUAUCAUAUUUCUGCUCUCUAAAACAAUUAUAUCUUUGAUUAAGUACCCUUGCUUUGUUGAUUAACCUUUUAAUUUUAAAAGAUAUUUGCUUUUAAG